CUCUGCUCCGCCAGGGGCCGCGCGGAUGUGCUGCAGCCGGGCGCCUUGGCACCUGGCCCGGGCGAGGAGCGCGAGCACCUGGCCCGUAAGGCGGGAGCGGGCGGCGCCGCUCUGCCCUUGCUCGCCUCUCGGCGGCUCUGCAGCGGGCGAGCCCCCGGCCCCGGCAGGAGGAUGGCGCAGGGCAGCAGCAACGCGGACUGGAUGGGCUCCCUCGCCCCCGCCCUCAGCACCUUCCCGCUGGCCCAUCUGGCCAUCCCAGGAUCACAUGAUUCUUUCAGCUACUGGGUGGAUGAGAAAUCUCCUGUGGGACCUGACCAAGCCACAGCAAUCAAACGUUUGGCUAAAAUUUCUUUGGUGAAGAAGCUGAUGAAGAAAUGGUCAGUGACUCAAAACCUAACCUUCAAAGAACAGCUAGAAGGUGGGAUCCGCUACUUUGAUCUGCGUGUAUCUUCCAAACCAGGAGAAGUGGGAGAGGAGAUCUACUUCAUACAUGGCUUGUUUGGCAUCAAAGUAUGGGACGGACUGAUGGAAAUAAACACCUUCCUCACCCAGCAUCCCAAAGAAGUCGUCUUCUUGGAUUUCAAUCACUUCUAUGCCAUGGAAUACCGGCACCACAUAUAUCUGAUUAACAGGAUCCAGGAAGCAUUUGGGUCAACACUUUGCACAAUGGAACAUGUAGAAAAUAUGACCUUGCAGUACCUGUGGGAGAAGAGUCAACAGGUUCUCAUUUUCUACCACUACCCUCUGUAUCAAGAAUAUUCUUUCCUAUGGCCAGGGAAUAAAAUACCAGCACCUUGGGCAAACACAACGAACGUGCACAAGCUAUUACAGUUCUUAGAGACCACUCUUGGGGAGCGGGCUCAACAUGGAACUUUUCAUGUUUCUCAAGCUAUUCUCACACCCAGGGUCAAAACUAUUGCACGGCAUCUAAUCUGUGGCCUCAAAAAUACGCUUGUUCACAGGAACCUGCCUAUGAUUUUGAACUGGAUAAAGACACAGAAACCAGGUAUUAUGGGUGUGAACAUAAUUACAUCGGACUUUGUGGAGCUGGUUGACUUUGCCGCAACGGUUAUUGCAUUAAACAACCUCCUUUUAGAAGGGCACUGAGUUGUAACUAAAUCUUGACUGCGCUCUCACUCUAAUCAGUAGAUUUAGAGUCUUUUAUCUAUGUCAACAACUUUCAGUGUAAAUAUCAAUUUAGGUGUUUUUGAGGAAAAUGUGCUGAAAAUCAUCCACAUCAGGAUCCACUCCCUCCAUUGAUGCCUGGAUUUGAUCUGCACACUAAGCGAUAUCUGAGUGCUGCUGCAUGGCUCUUUGUGACUACCCAUCUGACUCUGUUGUGCACCCAUCUGCUGCAAUACAGCAAGCUGUUGUCUGCCUACAAGUAGGAGGCCAGACACUACAACAGACAUAACCAAUUAGCAGCAUUGUCUCCGCAGCAACUGGAUUCACUGUGGAAUUACAUCCUGUGUGUUAACCUAAGUAUCAGGUUAAAAAUCAGUGUUGAUCCCUUGGGAGCAGUUCUA
Pelodiscus sinensis (Chinese soft-shelled turtle) is the source of this 1526-nucleotide messenger RNA. RefSeq names its product phosphatidylinositol specific phospholipase C X domain containing 2 (gene PLCXD2). Gene Ontology annotation, biological process: lipid metabolic process. Gene Ontology annotation, molecular function: phosphoric diester hydrolase activity. The record is from RefSeq and is a predicted model, not a curated record. Lineage: Eukaryota; Metazoa; Chordata; Testudines; Trionychidae.